UAUCCAGGCGUCUUUGUGUCCCUCUCAUACUCACUAUACUCUUUCUUCCUCUCCCUGUGUAUGAACAUGGCCGGCAGGGAACCUGCUCCAAGGAGGAAGAGAGCCAGACUGAUGAAGCGGAAGGGCUGCGAGGAAGACGAAGGAAAGAGCCAUGAAAACCCAUUCGACCGGCUGCCGGAGGAGUGCAUCCUGAAGAUAUUCAGCUGCAACCCCGACCCAUCCGAUCGUUGGUCCUGCGCUGCGGUGUCAAAGAAAUGGCUCAACCUGCAAGCCCAGAUGAAGAGGUCAGACUUCAAGCUCGAGCCACCCGCCCCAUGCAGGGCCGCCACCCGCUUCAGCAGGUGCUUGGAGGGCUGCAGUUCAGUGGACACGCGGCUGGCGGCCAUGGUGGUGGCGAAGUUCUGGAGGGGAAAGAUCACCAGCCUGAGCAUCAGAGGGGACUCGCUGGACUACUCGUCCGAUCCACACGGGGUGCUGACGGACCAUGGGCUUCGGAUCGUCGGUUCGAGUUUCCCUUACCUCAAGUCCCUGGCCUUGUGGGGAUGUCUCCGGGUGACUUCCCGGGGACUUACCAGCAUGGCACAGGGCUGCGGCCUACUGGAGAAGCUCGAUCUCUGCGAGUGCCCCUUGCUCACAGACGAAGGCAUGGUCGCAGUCGCUACUCUGUUAACUAAUCUCCUCACGUUGAGUAUCGACUCAUGCAGAAACGUGGGGAACGGAACUCUCAAGGCCUUUGGGACACAUGCCCUACGCCUGGAGUCCAUUUCCAUUGUGGGCUGCCCUCUUGUGGGGGAUGAAGGCCUCCCUGCCCUUGGAGAUUUGCCCAACUUGAAGAGGCUGAAGCUUGCGAGGGUCUCCUCAGAUCUCACUGUGGUCCUUGAAAAUGUGAGGCAUGCAAAGAAACUGGCCGUCGUUUCACUGGAGGAACUUCCUUGUGCGCUGCCCAAUGAGCAGAAGCAGCUCAUAAAGGACUGUGGCCCUCUUGGAUCGUGUGUACCUCGCCUUAGGGAAUUUGGGUUGCAGUGCUUCAACCUUAGGAGCGUGUCCCUGUGCAGAUGCAGUCUGCUUGAUGACAAUGCACUGGUGAGUCUAGCCAGAGGGGCAGCUGCCUUGGAGAGCCUGGCCCUAGAGUGCUGCAACAGGGUCUCUUUCUAUGGGUUGGUGCAGGUGCUAAGCAAUUACAGCAAGAGCCUUAAGGUCCUGUCUUUGGUCAAGUGCAAGGGAAUUGUGGAACCAUUGACUUGGGCUGCCCAAGUACCAGCACCUUCAUGCACCGUGUUAGAAACCCUGGUGAUCGAACACUGCCCGGGCAUAAGAGAUGGCUUCUUUCAGUGGCUUGGGAGGGCGUGUUGGCAGCUGCAUGAACUGGAGCUCAUUGGGCUGGGUGCCAUAUCUGAUAAGGGUCUUCUGAGCCUCGUCCUGGGUUGUGGGCAGGGGAGCCCAGGCCUGGACAGGGUGUACAUGAGUGGGUGCACUGGGCUCACGGAUCUGUCUGUCUUCUGUAUAGCGAGCGUGUUUGGGGAAGAGUUGAGGUCACUGGGUUUAGUGGACUGCCAAGGAGUUAGCAGUAGGUGCAUGGAAGUCAUUUCUGCCUGUUGCCCUAAGUUGGUGGACUUGGACCUCUCGAGGUGUAAGAUUACAGACGAUGAACUAGUUUAUCUUGAUAGGAUUCAUGGCUUGAUGGGGUUGAACCUAAAGAACUGCCUUAGUUUGAGCAGAAAGGCCUUGGACUCCUUUGAGAGAACCCAUUUUGAGUGUGAUAUAGUCUUUUAAUUACGAGAGUUGAAUAGUUUUUUUAUGUUUGGAGCACAUGUAAAAGUGUUGCAUGGAAAAUCCGAGGCAUAUGUUGUACUAAGUUGGUGAGCAAGAAGUUUUUUUUCCCAAUUUUACCUAGUGGAGAGAUCUUCUCGUUUUCUUUUUGUAUUAUCUUGUUUCUUGUGUAGGUGUGCCCCAUUAUUAUUAUGGAAGGAUAACUUAUCUCUGA
Nymphaea colorata (pocket water lily) is the source of this 1984-nucleotide messenger RNA. Its product is annotated as EIN3-binding F-box protein 2-like. Lineage: Eukaryota; Viridiplantae; Streptophyta; Magnoliopsida; Nymphaeales; Nymphaeaceae. The record is from RefSeq and is a predicted model, not a curated record. Gene Ontology annotation, biological process: SCF-dependent proteasomal ubiquitin-dependent protein catabolic process. Gene Ontology annotation, cellular component: SCF ubiquitin ligase complex. The coding region runs from base 61 to 1773 and encodes 570 amino acids. The transcript has a single exon. Gene Ontology annotation, molecular function: protein binding.